Dujonia railenensis is the source of this 1728-nucleotide messenger RNA. The record is from the annotation of a GenBank genome assembly. NCBI's taxonomy places the organism in Eukaryota, Fungi, Ascomycota, Pichiomycetes, Serinales, Debaryomycetaceae.
AUGGCUAGUGGCAGUGCUUUCGAAUCGGACUCUUCGUCUACUCAAAACCGCCACAAUAAAUCGGAGUCAGCAGAUGUUGACGAAUAUAUCCCGGAACCAUUCGAAGGUAAUGACUUAGAAUUGGAUGCAAAACAAAAUGAUGCAGGCGAAAAUGCUGCAGAUUUAUCAAGACAUAUGCUGAACGCUGUAGCUUCUAGAGAAAUAUCUAGAAAAUUAACUGGGGGAGAAAAAUUAUUAGAAAAGGCGAAUAAUACCAAUGAGCCAAUGCCAGUGAUGGGCGGUGGUAGAGACUAUCCACCUCCAAUUGGAGAUAGAGAGAUUUACUCGGUGACUUUUGAUGGACCAAAAGAUCCAGAACAUCCUCAUAACUGGCCACUUAAAACUAAAUUGAUACUUUGUUGGUGCGUGGCUAUUUUAGCACUUAGUGCCUCCGUCGGUUCUGCUAUUUUCGCUGAAGCAGGAGCGGAUGUUAAAAAGGUAUUCCACGUCGGAAGAGAAGUGGCUACAUUGGGUACAUCGUUGUAUGUUUUUGGAUUUGCAUCUGGUCCAGUUGUUUGGGGUCCAUUGUCCGAAUUAUACGGAAGAUUCACCGUUAUGAUUCCAGCUUGUUUCAUUUUUGCAUGUUUUUCAUUUGCAUGUGCUACAGGUAAAGAUAUCCAAACAAUUUUGCUUUGUAGAUUCUUUUCGGGGUUCUUCGGGGCAGCUCCAAUGGUUGUCGCUCCUGCUUCAUUAGCUGAUUUAUUCAGUGCUGGAUCAAGAGGUAAAGCAUUGGCAGUUUUUGCGCUGGUUUUAUUUGGUGGGCCAAUGUUAGGGCCCAUUUUCGGUGGUUUCACUGUGAAGAAUAGUCUCUUGGGUUGGAGAUGGUGUGAAUAUUUCACAGGUUUAGUCGGUAUUCUUGCAUUGCUUUUUAGUAUUCCCCUUCACAAGGAGACUCAUCACCCUUUGAUCUUAGUCAGUAAGGCUGAGAACUUAAGAAGAAGAACUGGAAAUUGGGCUAUUCAUGCUCCUCACGAAGAAUUCGUUUUAUCAAUUAACGAAAUUGUUACAAAGAACAUUGCAAGACCUAUGGUCAUGUUGUUCACUGAGCCCAUUCUUUUCUUCAUCACUUUGUAUAAUGCCUUUAUCUACGGGUUGCUUUAUCUUAUGCUUACAGCCAUUCCAAUGGUGUUUGAGGGGCAAUACGGUUGGAAAGUUGGUGAAGCCCAAUUGCCAUAUCUUUCCAUGUUGAUUGGUAUUUUAAUUGGGGUUGUAAUUUGUAUCUACUUCGAAGGAAAAUUCAAUGCCAAUAUGAUUGCUAAUGGGAAAGCAUGUCCAGAAGAUAGAUUACCUCCAAUGAUGAUUGGAGGUGUUCUCUUUGCUAUUGGUUUGUUCUGGUUCGGUUGGACUGGUAACUACCCAGAUAAGAUUCACUGGAUCGUUCCAACGAUUUCCUUAGCAUUCAUUGGAUGUGGAUUGUUAGCAAUUUUCUUGCCAUGCAUUAAUUAUAUUGUCGAUUGUUACUUGAUGUUUGCUGCAUCUGCAUUAUCUGGUAAUACCUUCUUAAGAUCAUUGUUUGGGGGUAUUUUCCCACUUUUUUCGGUUCAAAUGUUUGAAGCUAUGCAUAUUAGAUAUGCUGGUACUUUGUUAGGUUGUGUUGCACUUAUUUUAGUGCCGGUUCCAUUCCUUUUCUACUACAAAGGUUCAAGUUUAAGAAAAAGAUCAAAGUACACUAUCAGCGAUAUUCAGUAG